Anopheles maculipalpis is the source of this 1524-nucleotide messenger RNA. RefSeq lists its product as uncharacterized. The coding region runs from base 1 to 1524 and encodes 507 amino acids. Lineage: Eukaryota; Metazoa; Arthropoda; Insecta; Diptera; Culicidae. The transcript has 5 exons. The record is from RefSeq and is a predicted model, not a curated record.
AUGCCCAACUCAAAGUGUGCUGCUGCAUUCUGCAGGAACAAACGGGCGGUAGCGAGAGACCGGAAACUGGACAUAAUCUUUCACAGCUUCCCGGUAGAUGAUGCGUUGCGUCGUCGGUGGAUACAGUUUUGCAGGCGUGGUGAUCAAUGGACACCGUACAAAACCGAUUCAAUCUGCUCGGCCCACUUCAGGAAGCAGGACUAUCAGAUGGCUAAUUCGCCGCGUACUUGGAGUAAAAAUCUUCGACGCCUUAAUCAUGAUGCAUUCCCAAGCAUUAUGGAUGGAUCAGUUCUAACUAUUUCGAAAAAGCAAAAACUCGACAAACAAACUCAUGCCCAACUGGUGGAGGAACUGUAUCACAAAACGACGCAUCACGAUGUGGCCACCGAGCGCGAUCAUACGUACAGUGGAGUGACUGCAGCAAUGGAAGAGUUGGAAAUGAUCGUUUACCGAUUGCAAAAAUUCCCCGACGUGUGUGCCUGUUGCUUUAAAACGAUCACCGACGAAAAGCUGUUCACACCUUUCGCUCACUACUGCGAUGAACUGGAAUGUACGAUCGAGCAAAAAUUGGCCGAGAUUACCGGAAUGAUUACGGAUGAGAUAGACCAUGCUAAUGUCUCACAUCCAUCACCGGAUAAGGUAUGCGAGGAUUGUUUGGAAGCACUUGUAGCAAUUCAUCAGUACCAAAGACAAUUGCAGUGUAUGCGCAAGUUUUGCAACGGAAUGACUCAUCUACUGCGGGGCAAUAGAGAACCACUGGCCACGCUUUACGGAUCGGAGCAACGUUCGUAUUUGGUACAUCUUUUGCAAUGUCUAAACGUAUGUCAAGGACCAGAAGAUAAGAUUACACUCGAACGGCUAGAGCAAGAGGUAGCAACAUACGGACGGAUGAAAAAGGGCACUGUAUAUGAGCAGGAUCAUCCACCAUCCGAAGAAACUCAACUAGAAGUUAGUAAUGAUAAAGUCCAGCCAAAGCGAUGGAUUUGCCCGUACGAAGCAGUCUGCCGGGAAUGGUUCCUGGAUGAAGCGGCAUUUCUGCAACACGUGCGUGAUGAUCACAAAGUGUUCAAAUGCCGUACCUGUGGCAGUAGGAUAAAAUUCUACGAUCUGUUUAAAAAGCACAUCGAUAGUCACGCGAUUGCACGGGCGCUACUGUUGUCUCACAAUAGCAAAGGAACGCCCAGAAAGAAGGAGCUAAAAUGUGGUACCUGUAGCAAAGAUUUUAAAAGUGAGAAUCUUCUAAAACAACACGAAAAAGCCUCGUGUACCAAACAAAACUAUGUGUGCGGCGCUUGUCUCACAAUGUACGCAUGUGAGGAUAAUUUCAACAGUCACACGUGUUCGUUGGCGCGCAUGAAGAUUGAACCAGUUUAUCCUAUGGAGGAGCUUGAUGGGAGGACCCUUUAUCAGGAAGAUUAUGUAUCAGAAUCAGAGGACGAUUCUCGUGAAAACAGUAUAAAAAGCAGCGUUUCGCCAAAUCAUUCUUCAAGUGGGGUAGAGUUUUCUAUCGAAAUACUUCGGUAA